Messenger RNA from Penaeus vannamei (Pacific white shrimp), 2055 nucleotides. RefSeq lists its product as uncharacterized. NCBI's taxonomy places the organism in Eukaryota, Metazoa, Arthropoda, Malacostraca, Decapoda, Penaeidae. The record is from RefSeq and is a predicted model, not a curated record.
GCGGGGUGAGGCGCGCGGCGGCGAGAAAGAGCGAGUGACGUUACUGUUCUUCUGGCCACGUUGCGGAAUGUUCGUAGUGGAGUAGCUGCUGCCGCUGCUCUGCUGCUGCUACUGUUGUCUGCUAUAAAAGGUCGUGAAAGUAAACAAACAUGGCGGGAAGUUAGUGAUGGUGCGCGAAACGGGAGUAAUGACAGAGCAGUCGGCUGCAGAGGAAGGAGGGGCAGUGAGUGCAGCAGGAGAGGAAGCUAUCCGCUCCCUCUUGGCAUCAUGCAGGGAAUCCAUGAAAGGAGAGCCGGGGCGGACAACUGCAGGAGUGAUUCCUCUAGACCCUCUUUCAGUCGAGACGCAAAUCAUCACCCAUCAGCAUCCAGCUCUUACCAUCUCAGUGAAGCUGUCUAACAUGGCAUUAACGGGCCUGUCUGAGUUUGUCAUUGAAGAGGUGAAAGUGAAUGUGCAGCUCUUGACCAUAACUGUGAGCCUGGCUUAUGAUACACUGCUACUGGAUGGGGAGUAUGAGCUUCAGGGAAAAUUGGUAAAAGUCAUCCCUAUCUCAGCUAGAGGGCCAUUCACAGUCACAACCAACAAUGCCAAGGUCACACUUCGAGCCAAGUUAAAGGAAUGCCGUGGACGGUUAGAAGUAAGGGAUUUGACGAGUGACUUGAUUUUGGAAGGUGUUAGAUGUCGUCUUGCUCAGAUGACAGGUGGUGCCUUGGUUAGUAAGGUUUUGAACUCAUUACUAACAGAUUUACUCAGACGUGAGAGACCUCGCUUGGCACAUGAACUAAGUGCAGCACUAAAAACCUUGUUGAACAAUGAGCUCAAAAACUUCAACCUUGGUGUAUCCCUCCAACUUCUGCAAACUAGCGACAGACUCAUGCGUAGAGGUUCACUUUACUAAUCUUUGCUUGUAUGCACACCAAAGAAAAUAAUGUAAUUUAAAAAAACAUUUAUUUUAAAGCAUUCAUGAGAUAAGUUAGUAAGGUGUUUUUACCUCUACAUAGUAUUUUUCUGGCAAAGAUAAUUUUCAAGUAAAUAUCUAAUACAUUCUAAGUAGAGGGAGUGAAUAUCAUAGCAAUCUAAAUGAUAUUGUCAUAUAUUUGAGUCUAAAGAUGUAUUGCCAAUGUGUAUCUAUAUGGUACAAAUCUCUUUGCUUGAUAAAGUAUUUAUAAGCUCAGGUUUUGAUUGUUAGAAAAAUUGUGUACAUUUAAAGAAGGUUAUUUGAUUGAUUAAUAAUUUUGAAAAAAAUAACAUAGUCUAGACUUUAGCAAAAUGUUGAAGAGUGGAGCCUAUUUCUAAACUUAUCACUUGUAGCGUUGGUACUCAGAAGAAACUUCAAGAUGUGAAAAUCAUUGUGCCAAUUUCUAAAAUCAGCUCUCAAGCUGUUUAUGAGGCACUAAAACAGUUCUGUUUUUAGUUAGUAUAUUUAAGGAAAUGGUAAAGCUAAAGAGCUGUUGCACUUUUGAUUCCCAUAUCUGUUGCUACCAGAGAAGAUGAAGAACUCGAAGGCAAGCAUUUGAAAGGGAGAAUCUAUCCUUGAUUUUACUUAUCAUAUUUCAAAGCUUUACUCUUUUUAUGAAGUUUGUAUGAUAUUUUGAUACGAUGAAGCUUGGAUACUUCAUUGGCUUGGCUGUAUGUCAUUUUACCAAAGACUUGUGUUAGAUAUUCUUUUAAUUUUGAUGUGAUAUGGUAUCUAUUUUGUAGUUAAAAGGAAAUACAUUUUAAUAUUGGGAUUUAAGUAAGUAAACAUGUUUUAUGUAAGAAUUGCAUUUGCAUGGUAAAGUAUAUGAUUAAGUGGUUAUUAAUAUAUGUAUCCAAAAAUUAAUACUUAAUCUAUAUUUUAUAUAUUUUACCAUGUAGUUUUAUUAUGAUUUGUCCUUAAUUGGGAGGGAAAAUUCCUGUUGUUUUAUCUCAAAAUAAUGAUUUUUUUUUCUUGGCUUAUUUUGAGAAUACAAAGACAAAUUAUAUGAGUAAUUUUCUUUAAUUUGGGAAUAAACAUAGAAUGCCAAAAGGUUCAUUUUGAACGUACUUGUUAUAUAAAUACAAUUUUUCAGCUUU